Molecule: messenger RNA, 4669 nt
Organism: Columba livia (rock pigeon)
Lineage: Eukaryota; Metazoa; Chordata; Aves; Columbiformes; Columbidae
Gene: TXLNB
Product: taxilin beta
Exons: 10
Coding region: 231-2291 (686 amino acids)
Molecular function (GO): syntaxin binding
Source: RefSeq, a predicted model, not a curated record
CAGCCUCCCUGCUCGCCUAUCAGAGCCAGUCCCCUGCAUUCGGUCUCUGCUCUGUUUGCUCCUGCUGUGUCAUUCUGUCCUUCCCUUCUCGUUUGGUCUUCCCAUCCCUCUUCCCUCGGUGACAGGAUUACAGCACCAGUGUCCUGUUGCUGGCGUGCUCUUGUCUGAGCUUUCUGCCUGACUUUUUUUCUCCACUCACCUCUUCUUUUUGCUCCGGUACUGCACCAAGCAUGGAGAAUGACCAGUCUCCCACCUUGCCCGGGCAGGACAUCCAGGGGCAGAGUGGGGACAAAGCUGCCCCAGGCUCGCAGCCCCCUGCUCCAGCCCCCACAGAACAGCCAAGCACCUGGCCCGAAGGAGCCGUGUGUGACAUCUCAGAGGAGCUGAGCCGGCAGUUGGAGGACAUUAUAAAAACUUACGGGUCUGCCGUGAGCCUGAUGGAGAAGGAAAGCACCACUACGGGAACCAACAGGCCUGAGAAGGGAGAGCCAGGCAGCGUGGAGGAUGCUGAGUGUGAGGAUGCAAAUGAGGAGGGUGAGAAAGAGAAACUGGCUCCUGGGGAUGCUUCCAGAGCAAAGGAGCCCAGUGGCAGCAAAGAGCAAAAGCUGGAGAAGAAAAUCCUGAAAGGACUAGGAAAGGAAGGCACCCUACUGAUGCAAAGCUUGAACAAGCUGAAUACUCCAGAGGAGAAGCUGGAUCUGUUAUUUAAGAAGUAUGCUGAGCUGCUUGAAGAACAUCGUGCCGAGCAGAAAAAGCUCAAGUACCUGCAGAAGAGGCAGGCCCAGAUCACCAAGGAGAAGGACCAGCUGCAGAGCGAGCACAGCCGAGCCAUCCUCGCCCGCAGCAAGCUCGAGAGCCUCUGCCGGGAGCUCCAGAGGCACAACAAAAACCUCAAGGAGGAAACAAUUCAGCGGGCACGGGAGGAAGAUGAGAAGAGGAAAGAAAUAACUAAUCAUUUCCAGGGCACGCUGAGUGAAAUCCAGGCUCAGAUCGAGCAGCAAAGCGAGAGGAACAUGAAGCUCUGCCAGGAGAACACGGAGCUGGCAGAGAAGCUGAAAAGCAUCAUUGACCAGUAUGAGCUGCGGGAGGAGCACCUUGAUAAAAUAUUUAAGCACAGAGAACUUCAACAGAAACUGGUGGAUGCCAAGUUGGAGCAGUCUCAGGAAAUGAUGAAGGAAGCUGAGGAGCGACAUCAGAAAGAAAAGGAAUACCUCCUGAACCAAGCUGCAGAAUGGAAGCUCCAGGCCAAAAUGUUAAAGGAGCAAGAGACUGUCCUACAGGCACAGAUCACCCUCUACUCUGAAAGGUUUGAAGAAUUUCAGAAAACAUUGACCAAAAGCAAUGAAGUGUUUGCCACAUUCAAACAGGAGAUGGAGAAAAUGACAAAGAAAAUGAAGAAGUUGGAAAAGGAUACGGCUACAUGGAAAUCCAGGUUUGAGAGCUGUAACAGAGCAUUAUUGGACAUGAUUGAAGAGAAAGCCAUGAGAUCCAAGGAAUAUGAGUGCUUUGUGCUGAAGAUCCAGAGGCUAGAGAACCUUUGCCGGGCUCUGCAGGAAGAGAGGAAUGAAUUGUACAAAAAAAUAAAGCAAGCACAGUUCCCUGAAGAGGUGAAUGGAAAUGGCAUCUUAGAAGAAGAAGAAGAUGAGGCUGAUACGAGCCCUUCCUCCACCGAGCAAGCGAGCAUUGAGCUGCACACUGCUGAUGAGAGGAUGCUGAAGGAGCUGGCAGAAGCUUUCAGGGUGUCCCACAAGGUGGAGGAAUCCCUCCCAAACGACAGCAGCAACCCAGAGACCUGUCACACUCAAACAUGCAAUGCUGUCCUGGAGCCAGAGCUCCCUUCUCCUCUGACCCCACGGCCAGAGGCUGGGAAUAGCUGUGAGCCACCCAGCACGAGCACACCAGCACCCGUUGAACACAUGCCAGCACCCACCAGGAGCACACCAGCGCCCACUGAAAAUAUGACAACACCCUCCGAGAAUGUGCCAAAGCCCACCAAAAGCAUGUCCCCGCUCCCAGAAAGGGUGCCAACACCCACAGAAAGUGCCCCAAUACCUCCCCAGAGCGUGCCAGUACCCACUGGGAAUAUGCCAAACCCCACUGAAAGCAUGCCAGCAACCCCUGAAAACAUGCCAACAGCCACACAAAACAUGCUCACUCCCCCUGGGAAUAUGCCAGUACCCACAAAAAGUGCACCAAAAGCUGCAGAAUGUGUGGAUGACCCAGUGGAGCGGUCUGUUCAGGGUCAGCUGGCAGAGCAAAUAGGGGACACAGACAUGGAAGCAGUGGAUUGAAGACACUUGGUGUAUCCAAGGCUUGUCUUCUAUAAACCACAGCCCUACUUCACCCUCUAAAUUGAUACUUUUUUUUUUUUAAAGAAACAAAAAGUGGGUGCUAAAUCACACUCACAUAUCUGCAGGCAAAUGUAAUGCACUUCUCUUUGCUCCCACUAUCCAGCAAUAACGGGUCUGCAAAUUUUGCUGUCCUUCAUCUGCUCGAAGCAUAGUAUUUUCUUAAUGACAGGAAAAUACAAUGAAAUUACAGGAUCUUUCUUCUCAGGCAUAAUGAGUCAUCUCAUUCAGCAAAAUAAUUUUAAAGUGUUGAAGUUUCAUGUUUCAAAAAUCAUUGCAAUUCACAUACAUGUAUUUGAAGACUCAUAAUUAAUUGUAUCUAUUUGCUGUGAUGUUGCAUAAAAGAUGGCCCACUUGGACACAUAGUGAUUUUAAUAAAUGAGGUGAAAGACAUCUGUAGUGACAAAGUAAAAUAGUGAGACUGUCAAUGUGGUCAGCCAUAUCCAAAGAGGUGCAAUAACAAAAGGUGAUUUUUGUAUGAGCAAACUACCAGUCAGCACUGUGGCUUGAACACCCAUGAGCUCUUAGGCUUACCUUGAAUCAGUCUUUUCUGCUUAGUGUUCUAAAAGAGGUUCUGUGUUCAACAGAACUACAGGGGAGGGGCGAUCUUUUCUAGAUUGCUUAUAAAAUGGCUGAAAACAAGAGCAAUUUCCAAAUUGAUGUUUAUUCCCAAGGUAGGGGUCACAACCCUCUUUCUGCAUCUAAGAGUAACCUGCUAGUUUGUCACACUGUUUGGGAUCAUGAGCCCAACAGGGGCUUAUGGCUGAUUUCAGCUCACAAAUGAGGUCAGAAGUUCAAAAUUCAGUUGCAGAUCCCAGCUUGUAGACCAGGAACAGAAAGCAUAGUAGAGCUGUUAGAAGGUACCAGGAUGUAUUCCAGAAGAUACCCCUGAGAUCACGCCUCUUGAUGAUGCUACCUCUCCCAGUCACAGCCACACAAACCUCUUCUCCACAGCUUCCUCCUGGCCCAGGCGCUGAUGCUCCCAGGAGAAGGGUGAGCACACUUGCCUGUUACCUCAUUCACUGGAGUGCAGCACAAGUAAAUAGCCCAGAAGAAAAUAGGUACCAGGAAAACAGGAGUCCCUCUCACAGACACCUUCAUGGACUGGCUACAUUCUCAUCCCCUCUCUUCCCAUCUGCCUGCCAACACACCAUUGCUCAACAAUGUAGACACCAUGAAAGAAACUGCUUGAUUCUGGCACGGAGAACAGAGAUGAAGAAGGAAGGGAGCGAGAGAGGGCACCUAGCCAGACAGCUGUAUGGUCUCAAGCAAGGAGGCUAAGGUUAUUUGAAAGAAAGUUUAAAAAAUCCUGUUGGCACAUUUCUUGUGUCUCAUCCCCUUCUUCCAAAUUCAGUCCAGGCCUUUUGGAGUCUGACCUGAACAGCUCAAGAAUUUGAAAAGGGCUAUUAAACACGAUGUCCAGAGGCUGGAAAGGGAAAUGUUACAAUCAAAGAAACCUGAAUUUAUAGACAAAUCCCAAGAAGCCCCCAAGACAAAGUGACUCAGUCAAGCCGGAGUUGAAAUAAUGGUGAGCCAAGAGAAAAGAUGCCAUCUUUGGCAGAUCAUGGGAGACCGCGGUCACAGAGUCCUUCCAGCAUGCCACCCUCCAAGAGUGGGGUGUGAAUCUUUGCUUACAGCCAACAUGGUCUGCACCCUGGUUAAGUAUGUCUGUGUCUGCACUGUUUGGUCCAGCCUUCUCUAGAGGUAACCGCUGGAGUACACAGAGCGUGAUUUGCAACAGGUUGUUUUGAUAUGGCCUUUCAAGUAGCUAUUAUGGUUACACUUUCCAAAUUUGGAUGCUCUAUGUUAGAUGCCAAGACUGACGGGAUUUACUUAAUGUCUUUAAUCACCUGAAAGUAGAUCCUUCAAGUCUUAGUUACCUUAAGCUUCUUUUAUAAGCAGUAGAGAAGAAUAGGCAUCUUUCGAGGACAAGACCGGCAUCCAAGAGAGAAUAAAUUACUUUCUCUCUGAAGAUGCCAUUUCUAGAGCUAGCUCAAGAAAACAAGCUUAAAUUUAAAAUGUCUGUUAUUAGGUGUCUAAAUUAGACACGAUGAAUCCCAUCAAAUAUUCAGAUUCAAAGCCCUAAGUGAAUGGCCAUCUCUGAAAACCGAGCCAGCUAGGUGCCUGUGAAAAUGUUAAUCUGUAACAAAUCCGUAUUGUAAGAUAAAACGUUAUACUCACCUGAUUGACUUUUUUUUUUAGUUUCCAUUGACUUAAGUCUGUAGAAAUAUAGUUUCAAUUAAGAGUACAAGUUUUGUUUGUCAUUAGGGUGACUUAAAAUUAGUGCAAUUUAUAUACCCAUUAAAGUUCUUUUUCCUUUG